Rosa chinensis is the source of this 2994-nucleotide messenger RNA. Its product is annotated as disease resistance protein RPM1. The transcript is spliced from 2 exons. Bases 1 to 2784 code for a protein of 927 amino acids. Gene Ontology annotation, biological process: defense response to other organism. The record is from RefSeq and is a predicted model, not a curated record. Gene Ontology annotation, molecular function: protein binding; ADP binding. Lineage: Eukaryota; Viridiplantae; Streptophyta; Magnoliopsida; Rosales; Rosaceae.
AUGGCCUUGUCUGUAACGGACCUCUUAAUUGGAAAACUUGCGACCAUUCUUGAGUACGAAGGAACAACCAUAGCAGGUGUUCGUCAUGAAGUUGAUAAGAUUAAGGAGGAGUUUCUAAGCAUGAAAGCUUUCCUAGUGGAUGCGGAGGCCAACAAACCAAAAACUGAAGGACAGAAAUUGUGGGUUGCAAGAAUCAGAGACUUAGCCUAUGAUGUUGAAGAUAUCAUUGAUGAAUUCAUGUAUCACAUGUAUGAGAAGCAAAGUGGGGGUCGACUUUCAAGGGGGCUACAAAAAACCAUUCGCGCUCCAUGUAAUAUUUGGUUCAGGCAUAAAAUUGCAAAGAAGUUGCGGAAAAUUACUGACAUGAUCAAAGCCAUUUCAGAGAGGAAUAAAAGAUACGGUGUUGGCCUUGUAGGAGGAGCAACUACAUCCGAAGAUAUUCAGAAAUUGGUGCAGAACCAAGCGGAGUCUUCGUUUUUCAUUAUGGAAGACGAACUGGUUGGGAUUGAAGGCAAGAAGCAGAUACUAAUGGGAUGGCUAAUGGAUGACGAGCAACACCAAACUGUUAUAUCUGUGGUGGGCAUGGGAGGUUCUGGAAAGACAACUCUAGUUGCCAAGACCUUCACCAAUGAACUGGUAAAGAGAAAUUUUGAUUGUUAUGCAUGGAUUACUGUUUCCCAAACUUAUGAUGUGGUACACUUGUUUCGAAGCUUGAUAAGGGAACUCUACAAAUCAAGGAAGGAAAAUUUCCCUGCAAUUUUGAAUGCCAUGAGCCGCAUAGAAUUGCUAGAGUUACUAGUUGACUACUUGGAGUCCAAAAAAUACCUAGUUGUUCUAGAUGACGUGUGGGAUGUAAAAGUAUGGAGAGAAAUAAAGGUAUCACUUCAAGAUAGACAACUUGGAAGUCGAGUCGUACUUACAACUCGAAAUGAAGAAGUAGCAUCCAACUCUUUUGGAGUUGAAAGCUAUGUUUACCGUAUUCAGCCCCUGCAACAGAAUGAGGCUUGGGAACUCUUCAGCAGGAAAGCAUUCUCAACUAAGCCACAAAAAACUUGUCCAACUGAACUGAAGUCAUUAGCUUGCCAACUUGUGGAGAAGUGUGAAGGCCUUCCUCUCGGCAUUGUGGCUUUAGGUGGUCUUAUGUGUUCUAAGAAGUCGCUGGAUCAAUGGCAACAAGUCUGCAACAACUUGAAUUGGUAUCUACAUAACCAUUCAUCGCUAGACCCUGUGAGAAACAUUUUGUUGCUGAGUUUCAAUGAUUUGCCAUCUCAACUGAAGCAUUGCUUCCUCUAUUGUUCCCUUUUUCCAGAAGAUUAUCUAUUUAAAAGAAAAAGGCUGAUUAGAUUGUGGAUAGCAGAAGGAUUUGUUGAAAAUGUGAAAGGGGUCACACCCGAAGAAGUUGCAGAUGGCUAUCUUUGCGAACUCUACUCCCGUAGCAUGUUACAAGUUGCAAAUGGGUUUGUUUCCGGAGCACCUUUGGGAAGGCCGAAAAAAUUUAAGAUGCAUGAUCUGAUGCGAGAGCUUGCUUUGUCGACAGCCGAAAAAGAAAAGUUUGGUUAUGUAUACGACGGGAGAGAAGUUACGGAAGAGAUCUCAACCCGUCGCUUGUCAAUUCACAGAAUGAAAGGAGAAAUUAAAUCAUGGAGGGAUAUGUCAAAGAUUCGUUCUCUUCUUGUAUUUGACACUGACAUGUUCUCAUUGUCUUUCUUAAAUACACUGGUUUCUCGAUUCAAAUUGUUGAGGACUCUAGACUUGGAGGACGUCCAAAUUGAUAAACUGCCCGGUGCAGUUUUCUACUCGUUCAACUUGAGAUAUUUAAACUUGAGGGGCACUUUAAUCGAGGAACUUCCAGAGUCCAUAAGGCAUCUCCGCAACCUUCAAUUUCUGAACAUCAGGAAUACUAAGAUAGAGUCACUUCCACAAGGAAUUACGAGGUUGAUGAAUCUGCGCAAUCUAAUUAUGUUUCGCUACAUUGGGAACCUGUACUUCAAAGUUGGGUCCUUCAAAGUUGGGAGUGGGACAAAAGUGCCAUCAAAUAUUUGUAAGUUGCAGAAAUUGCAAAGUAUAUCAAUGAUUGAAUCAGAAGGGGACACUAGUAGACUCCUCGCGAUCGGUAACAUGACUCAACUUAGGAGCAUCAGCAUAUCGAAUCUGAAAGAAAGAGAUGAGAUUGACCUUUGGGUCUCAGUUCAAAAGUUGACUCUGCUUCAAUCUAUGGGUUUAAUGGCAAGUAAUGAAGAGGAAAUUCUUCCGGUGAAAGCAGAAUGUCCACCUCUUCCGCACCUUCGAAAGCUUGCUUUGGCUGGGAGACUGCAAAAUGUAAUACCUUGGUUUUCUUCACUGCAUAGCCUCACAACUCUGAUUCUGCAUUGGUCAAGACUUGAAGAGGAUUUACUACCUCAAAUUGAAGCACUGCUCAAUCUAACAAGGCUUAAUCUUUGUAAUGCAUAUGUUGGGGAAGAGUUGUGUUUCCGCAGGGGCUUUGCAAAGCUGAUGAGCUUGGAGUUGUUGAAUUUUGCCUCGGUGAAAAAGAUAACUAUAGAAAAAGGGGUGAUGCCAAAUCUCCGGUACUUAUGGGUUAACGGCUUCAUGGAGUUGAAGACAGUGCCAUUGGGCCUUGAAUACCUUUCUACUCUACAAUAUUUGGGCCUAAAAGAUGUUACUAUGGAAGUUAUAACGCCUAUUCGGAAAGGAGGUGUGGAUCGCUAUAAAGUACAACACAUUCCUGAGAUCAUACAUGUUUACGAACAGUCAUCUAAGUGGGUCCACGAAAACUUGGCCUAGUAUUUCUUUCUCCUGAAAGAAUCAAUCAAGUCCGGCAAGUAUAUAUUGAAGUAGAUUUGACUCAGUUUGAUGAAGAAUCCUUUCUGUACAUGUGGGAAGAUGCAAGGACCAAUCUCGGUUUGUCUUUUGCCUCUUCAAGAAAGUUUCUGUUGUUGUACUUAUUAUUGUUUGUUUGCAUUGGCAUGUAAUAAUGUUGGAUCGAAUGCCACU